Molecule: messenger RNA, 4711 nt
Organism: Anopheles stephensi (Asian malaria mosquito)
Lineage: Eukaryota; Metazoa; Arthropoda; Insecta; Diptera; Culicidae
Product: EF-hand calcium-binding domain-containing protein 1-like
Exons: 1
Coding region: 2776-3417 (213 amino acids)
Molecular function (GO): calcium ion binding
Source: RefSeq, a predicted model, not a curated record
GUUGCGAGCAGAAAAUUCGCGACAAAAAAUCAAUCUCCCGACCGUCCGUACAAUCGGUUGCCAAUUGUCGGGUGGCAAUUUCGCGCUUCCCAGCGUGGAGCUGAGUUAUGAGCUGUUGUUACAGUUUUCAUGGAGUUACAGAUUUUUUGCCAAACGCAACCCUGUGUAUGUGUGUGUGUGUGUGCGCAGGAAAAAUGAAACAAAACGGCCCACUUUUUUAUCACGAUCAAUGCUUUGUUAGCUGGUAAAUAAAUAAAUCCUAGCUCGGGUUUUUUGCACAAACAAGGUUCAUUUUAUCAUUUCACUUUGGGCGUGCGUGUGCGAAUUGUGAAAUAUUGCCUCAACCAAUCAUUCGCCUUGCGAACUGAAACCGGCAUUCAAAUAUCGUCUUGUUGACGUGUUGAGCUCGGUGGCGAAGGAAGAAGAAAAGCCAUUGCUACCCGCAGGAAAAUCGCUCUCGCUUUCACUGUUUUUUGAACUGAAACCGGUUUGACCGGAUUUCCAUAUGGAUACGGGGGUAGGCAAUUUUAGUGAACAGGGGGGCUGUGCGUACCUUUCCACGUCCGACACGUCCGACAUUUCCAUCCUGGCAUCGAUGGCACGUGAGUGUGUUACCUAAUUUGAAUAUAAAUAACAUCCGAUUCCACACACACACACACAUACGCCUCUGCAUGCGCCUGAUGCUUCGAUAGCGAGAGCCAGAGCGAGCGAGAGAGAGAGAUGAUCGUGAGCUGUGUGCGGUGAAGAAAUAUUGUCACUGAAUAAUCAUCACGAUUUCCACACCCCAUCAGACUUUCCCUAUCACCAGUGGUACAGUGGUCGUGGUGGUGAAAAACGAUCGACAACGGCCCCCGGAGGCGAAACGGAAGCGCAAUUUAAGUUCCAUCAUAAACUGUUCCGGUACACGGUUGCGCCCGGAAGCACGGAUUGGACGGAUAAUACGAAUGGCGGCAUUGUUAGCGAACGAGCGAAGUGAGGUUAUGUGCUUGUGCUCGAAACUUUACCACUUGCAAGGGAAGAGCGUAAAAAGCAACCAGGAAAAAGGGUUUUGACGCUGUGCGAAUACAAUAGAGGCGUUGCUAUACGCACCAUCCCGAUUGUCGCUCGCUGAAUCUUCCAUUUUAAUGGCUGUGAGUUACAAGAAAAGUAUGUUAAUUAAGAACGCAACGCUCGGUAGUUGAAUGCUGUGGAAUUUAAUGAGGUCCUGCUCAGAAAGAGAUUAUUUUGAACUGAAUGUGGCACGAUUGAUACCUUAAAAUCAAUUGUAAAAUCCCCAAAAUUUCUCCCCACAAAAACGCUGGAACUGGGACGAAAAAAUCGCUCGCCAGCGCUCGCAGCAAUCCCCAGCUAAGCCUCCCGGUCAGGGAUAAAAUGGGGAUAUCAUCAGCAGGAUUUAUUUUACGUUCUGACUGUCCUGUGGCCGGUGGCCAUUUUUACUCCGGAGUACACACACCGACUGUGUGAAUUAUGAUAAAUACUCGGCAAUCGCUGGCGAACAUUUCCGGAUUACGUGUGGAUUAAGUGAUUUACGGAGCAGCUGACUUGGCAACCGAAGCUCCCUCUUGCUCGCCCUUUCCACCGGUUCAUGGACCUUGCUUUUUUUCGCCCACUUUCCCCCACUGAAACGAUUAAUCCUUUUGCAGCGCAAAGCCGGCCGAGGCGACGCCUGCCCCAACCGAUAGAUGCUACCUCAUAGCUCAUUUGCAUCAUUCCCAUGGUGAGCGAAAAAUUUCCAUCCCAACCGUUCCCGGUGCUCGGUGAAUUAUGGAUUUCCAAUUAGAAGUUUAUUACCCGUAGCGUCCCACACUCGGCUCCCGCUCUCCCUCUCCCCCCUCCCCACCAAAGCGAGUUCCCCGGUGGGAAAACUUUGAGCCCUGCACCACCUUAAACGGUACGGGCAGAGGAAGCUUUAAGUGACACGGCACGGUGUUUUGAAGGCCCUCGGCAAAGUGGGAAAACACGGACAAAUUGCUCCCCGGAUAUAGAGACAUCGCAAGUAUGGGUACUGCCUGUACGUGUGUGUGUGUGAGAGAGUUUGGAGAAAGUGAAUGAUUUGAUGAAAAUUUGGGACGCGUCGUAAUUAUGGAAAUGGAAUAGACAUCCUCUAGUGUACGGUACACGAACGAGCGAGAGGUCGUGCCGGUCAUCAAGUGGGAAAAGUUAUCGUUUCGUUUGGGAGUACCCGGGCCAAGUGAACCGUGCCGAGUGAGGAUGAGCAGAAGCGAGUAGGCAGCAGUAGGAAAAGGGACGAUAUUAAGAAGGUUAAUUCAAUUUUCCAAAUAGCAGCAGGUGGCCUUGAUGAAGUUCAGUGAAAAUGUCCUACCCAGAGCAACUUUGCCGGGCGUUCUGCAAAGGGCGCGCACAGAGUACAGAGUGGUUGGAUGUUUGAAAAGUUUUCCAUACCUAAGGUUUUCUUACCAGACUUUGGUUGUUUCUUCAGCUCGACGGACGAUAACGGGGGAGGCCACACGCGGUAGGGAAAUUAAUAUCAAUUGCAUCGUAAAAGAAGGCGAACUGCUAGUAAUAAACGUUUCUCUUGUGGCCACUUCACGCCAGAGCUUCCCAUCGUUGAAUUAAGCAAUGUGACCGCCGCACUGUCCACAGUUUGUGCUGCGAACAGCGUUCAAUUUAACUUUGCUGCAUCACACCUGCGCUAACACUUACACCUCGGCGGAGGAAACAAAAAGACAUAAACAUUUCUUAACCGUCGACAGCAAGCAGGCUGUGAUACAUUAGCUGUCAGACAGGGGCGACAAAAGCAAACCAAUCCAAACCAUGAACCUGGACGCGACGCUCGAUACGGCGGAAGAGAUACGGUUUCUGAGCAAGGUGAGCGGGCUGGUAAAACGGCUGACCCGUUCCACACACUUCACCCACCAGGAGCUGGAGGUGGUACUGCUGGUGUAUUAUAAAAUUCUGAAGAACGAUCCGGACGCCAGUGCCGGUGGGCAAAUUUCGCGCCAGCAGCUAACCACCGUGUUUGACACGGCGUUCGGUAUUGCGGAUACGGCCGUCAUCCGGCGUAUCUAUGCGGCGCUGGACGGUGGCAACAGUUCGCACGUGUCGAUGGAAACCUGGGCCCGGAUGGUGUCGCUGUACGUUCGCGGUACGCUCGAGGAAAAGAUCCAGUACUGCUACCGGGUGUAUGAUAUUCAGCGCGAAGGGAUGAUAAGGCGUGACUUUUUGAUGGUGCUGUUGCGCGGGUGCGUCCGGCAGGAGGAAGGUGUCGAAGAGGCGGUGAAGGAUUUGGUCGAUAUGCUGAUGACGCGGCUCGACCUGGAUCGGGAUGGGGCGAUCUCGUUCGAAGACUAUCGGAAGAGUGUGCUGGGUACGCCACUGUUGCUGGAAUGUCUUGGGCAGGCGCUGCCAGAUCGGAUCCAUGUGGAAGCGUUCGCGACGACGUUUCUGGUGAUGUAGUGGCGGUGGAUCGUUCGAUGUGUUUCAAGGAAGCGAUUUACUUAACUAAAUUCUUAACGUCACAAGCUCGUAUGUGAAUUCUUGUUGAUUUGAGCUAGUUGUGGAGCAUGUGAUCUUCAUGAAGUAAUAUCAAGGACUUUAUAAAAAAUAGACUUUUUCUGGAAGGCUAUGUAAAUAAAACUACGACAUCUAACUCUAAGAAUCAAAAUUUGUUGAAGUCGUAAGUAAAAGAAAAUUUGUUAAACGUCAGUUCGUAGCCCACGAAAAUAUCUCAAGAUUUUUUGGCCAUCAAGAUGCUCUGGGAUGGUCUGGUGGCCGAGGCGAAUCCAGAUUUCAGUGGGCGCAAAGGAGCCUCGAAUUCAUAAGAGUCCUCGAAUCCAAAUGUUCAUCGCUCCUGAUCAGUAGAGUCGAUGUGAUUUUCCCCUAAAUUCCAUGUCACAUAGGGCCUCUAAGGGGCAACAUUCUAUAUCAAAACUAUCAUACAAUUAGAAGAGACCUUCAACAACACCGUACCGAAGAAAAUGGGUUUAAAAAAUGGAGAGUCUGUAACUGCUCAUCACGAGACAUACCGUUCUGUAGCAAUUUCCCAUGCAUGGUGAUGCAUGAAGGAAUGGACUGAAUGGUGAAUGAAUUUAAUGGUGAAUCGCAAGGACACAAACACAGAGCCUUGCAGUAAAAAAUAUUCGAAAUCAAUCCAUUACUUUAACGGUAUAGGUCAUACAUGUAGCUGAUAACGCCCACACACUGUUAUUCUUCAGUUAGUGAACUCAGUCGACAUAGUCGACAUAAUGAUUUAACGAUCUACAACAAGAAUAUUAAUGGCGUCUUCUGGCAGUUAUCGACUAGGGACUGGACAAAGUUAAAUAUUUGUUGUAUGGUACCAUAGUUGUAGAGGUAAUUCCAACAAGUUUGAGGUCUAAAGUUACUUGAGAAAUCGUUCUUAUCAUAAAUUUCGUUACUUUCUAUAUUCAAACUAAACCCAAUAAGUCUAGCUGUAGAAUCUGUUUUAUUUGCUGUAAAGUUCUUCACUAUUCAUUUGCAGAGUUCUAUCUGUAGUCAGUAACAGAUCUAACUAUUCCGUAUCGUAACACUACCACAAGCAACAGUCAUCUGUUCUUUACAAGAUUAAUCCAUACGGUAGACAUAUGAAUUCAGAACCAUUAACCUACAUAACUCAAUUCACACCCCCUGGCAAAUGGAAUGUAAAAUCAUCUGCUAACCGUCUGUCUCUUCACUUUACCAUUUUCACCCCAACCCCGGAAACCCGUUUUCCCCCGUGGUACGCUCCUAACUU